Messenger RNA from Brassica napus (rape), 963 nucleotides. RefSeq lists its product as uncharacterized. The record is from RefSeq and is a predicted model, not a curated record. Lineage: Eukaryota; Viridiplantae; Streptophyta; Magnoliopsida; Brassicales; Brassicaceae. The transcript is spliced from 3 exons. The coding region runs from base 202 to 771 and encodes 189 amino acids.
AUAAAACACGAUAUUUAAAUGAAAGUCGGUUGUGAUUGGGCCACAAUCUUAUUGGGCUGAUAGUGGUGAAGGUGUACGAUGCACUCGCCCACAGCUAAUUAUAGCUCAGUGAAAGUUUGUUACAAAGAAGGACGAAGCAUUUCCUCCUUCCCUCUCUCAUAUUCGUGAGUUUAUUUUGAAUUUUCGAUUCUCUCUGUAACAAUGGCGGAAGAGGUGACGAAACCAUGGGCUCCCAUAUCACAAUCAAUCGAAAGCUUUUGGAUCUGCUAUGAAACGAGCGGAGAAGGAGACUUGAAGAAGUUUUGUGCAGAUUUCGAGGAUGAAAGCUUUCCAAAAGAGUUUCUUGCUGACUUUAUCAAGAAGGUCGAUGAUGAAAACAACCAGAAGUCCCCACGGUCCACUAUGAUUUCGCAUUUUGCUUCCCUGAAAAAGAAGAUGAAAGCUAGAAUCUCCACUAAGAACAACAGAGCAAAGAAGGCUGCAGAGAAAAGAGCUCUUGCUGACAGGGAGCUUGAGGAAAUGGAAAGGAAUGCAUCUGUAGAACACUUGCGCUAUGUUCUUGUGACCACAGAUCAGGAGAUAAAGCAGAACUUGGAGAUACUGAAGAUCAAGGCAGAAGAUAACAACGAGGCUUACAAGAAAAACCAAUCUCUUCGUGCUGCUGAAGCUAAACUCGUGAAGAAGGCACAGAAAAAAAUACACUCCCGUAUCAACCUCUGCAAUGAAUUCAAAGGCAUUAACAUUGAGAGGGCCCUCCAUGGUGACAACUGACAAGGGAGCACAUUGCGAGGGAAGCAAGAGUGAUUAAGUGGAUCCACAGCCCAUUCUCUCUUUUAUAAUACUACGUACUUUUGUUAAUAAAGACUUUGAUAUGCUGAUAUGAUAUGUUUUCAUGAUAAUACUUGUGAGAUGAUGCAUAUGUUUAAAGUGUUCUUCGCUAUAUUCAAAAUGUUUUGUUUAAGA